Molecule: messenger RNA, 960 nt
Organism: Clupea harengus (Atlantic herring)
Lineage: Eukaryota; Metazoa; Chordata; Actinopteri; Clupeiformes; Clupeidae
Product: odorant receptor 131-2-like
Biological process (GO): detection of chemical stimulus involved in sensory perception of smell; G protein-coupled receptor signaling pathway
Cellular component (GO): membrane
Molecular function (GO): odorant binding; G protein-coupled receptor activity; olfactory receptor activity
Source: RefSeq, a predicted model, not a curated record
AUGACAAAUCAGUCCAGUGUAGGAGCUCUACUGGUGCAUCAGCAGAUGUUUAAAGUGGAAAUGAAUGAAGGGCCUCUGUCUAAACUACUUGUGACCAUUCUCAUGUCUCUGCUGUUCAUCUGCAUCAACUGCAUCAUGUUUCACACCCUCAUGAGUAAGCCUGUGUUUAGAGAGCUGCCUCGCUACAUCCUCUUUGCCCACAUGCUCUGCAAUGACACGGUUCAUCUGCUGGUGGUCUCAAUGCUCUAUAUUUUAUCUCUAAAUUUGCAGAUGAUUCCUAAAGCUGUUUGUUCACUGAUUGUUAUCGUGUCGGCAGGCACGGCUCGUAUUUCUGCUUUAAGCCUGGGUGUGAUGUCACUCGAGCGCUACGUGGCUAUUUGUUUCCCUUUACGCCACAGCGAGAUGGCGACACAGAAAGGGACGGGCGUUGCGAUUGCCAUAAUCUGGUUCCUAGGUUGCCUAAGUCCUGUGAUAGAUAAUAUGUAUGCACUGAUAGUGAACCCAGUGUCUUUUAAAGAUCCCAUGUUCUGUACUCGAGAGAGGUUUAUUCUGUCACCAUGGCAAAGAGAUGUGUUUCAAGGACUUAAUGGUUUCUUCUUUGUGCUUGUAACAGUCAUUAUCCUUUUCACCUAUGUCAGCGUUAUAGUCGCAGCUAAAUCUGCCUCGGCGGAUAAAGAUUCUGCUAAGAAAGCUUGGAGAACAGUCCUGCUCCACCUUGGCCAGUUAGUACUUUGUCUGAACAGUCUGUUGUAUGGAACCAUCGAGAGAGCCUUGGCUAUGACCAGCAGCAGUCGUCUGUUCAUGGACCUGCGCUACCUGAACUUUCUCUUUGUUCUCAUUCUGCCUCGGUGCCUGAGCCCCCUGAUCUACGGCCUGAGAGACGAUGCUGUUCGGCCCUUAUUCCUCUACUAUGUCAGGUGUGGAGCCCAAAAGGUCAAACCCUCUGUAAGCGCACACUAG